AACCCACCACCAACAGAAGCGACGUUUGGCCAAAUAUGCAAAGAGGCGCGUCGUUUCAAUUUGUUACAUUUAAAUAACACCCUAAAUUUUCUCCUUCCCGCUCACACCUUCAAAUUUUCACCCUCCUCCUCUUCCGCCGUCGCCACCGCCGCUGUGCUACCUCCGGCGUAGUGAACUCCUCAUCUUCUGCAACCAUGCCUAGAAAGCGCAAAACCCCCACACCCUCCGCCGCUGCAUGUGCUUCCUCCGGCGAGGCUCCGAACAAGUCAAGGAGAAAGACGAAUCGGAAGAGUUCCGCAGCUGAAUCAGCUCCUGCUGCCGUCGAAAAGAUCAACGCUGCUGUCGUCAAUGACAGUGAAGGAAGUAACACCAGAUUCGUCGGAGAUCCAGUCCCUGCCGAGGAAGCAAGGCAGCACUGGCCUCACCGGUACCAGGAGAAGAAGCAAUCUGCUAGGUCAAAGUCAAGCAGUGAUGAUGAUAUUCUCCAAGCUCGUCGGCACUAUAGAGAGGCAGAAGUAGAUGGGUCUACGCUUUACAAACUUUAUGACGAUGCCCAUGUUAAAGCAGAGGAAGGAGAUGACAAUUACAUUUGUAAAAUUGUGGAGAUGUUUGAGGCAUGUGAUGGGACCUUACAUUUCACUGCACAAUGGUACUAUAGAGCAAAAGACACUGUCAUUAAAAACCUUGCCUUUCUUAUUGAAGAACCAAGGCGAAUUUUUUAUUCAGAAGUUAAGGAUGACAAUCCACUGGAUUGUCUUUUAGAAAAGUUAAACAUUGCAAGAGUGACGUUAAAUGUGGAUUUGGCGGAAAAGGAGAAAACUAUUCCACUAUGUGAUUAUUACUGUGACACCCAGUAUAUUUUGCCAUACUCUACAUUUGUGAAAUUUCCACCAGAAAGCAAAGAAAUUAGUAGUGAUACUUCGUCCACAAUAUCUUCUGAAACCAAUGUAACUGGAAAAUCUGAGGUGGACUCUCAACAUAAGGAUACUUCCAAUAGUGAAGAAAAGAAAGAUUCAGAGCUUAAGUUGCUAGACUUGUACUCUGGGUGUGGCGCGAUGUCAACUGGUUUAUGCCUCGGUGCAAAUUUGUCCGGUUCGAAUCUUGUUACAAGAUGGGCAGUAGACUUGAGCGAAUAUGCUUGUGCAAGUCUUAAAUUAAACCAUCCUGAAACUCAGGUUAGAAAUGAAAAAGCUGAAAAUUUCCUCUCAUUAUUAAAAGAAUGGGAGAAGCUAUGUAGUUACUUCUCUUUAGUCCAAAACAAGGUGCCACAUAAGCAAUAUGUGGAUCUUUUUAGUGUAGAAGAGGAUGAUGAGACUGAGAGUGUUGAAAGUAGUGAUGAAGAUGAUGAUGAAGUGUUUGAAGUUUUGGAAUUGCUUGCUAUACGCUAUGGUCAUCCAAAUGAGGAAAAUGAGCAAUGUUUAUACUUCAAGGUUCGUUGGAAGGGAUAUGAAUCUGAUGCAGACUCUUGGGAGCCAGUUAGUGGUUUAAGUAAUUGCAAGGAAAAAAUAAAGGAUUUUGUCACUCAAGGCUUCAAGUUGAAUAUUUUACCUUUGCCGGUAAGUGACGUUGAUGUAAUAUGUGGUGGACCUCCAUGCCAAGGUAUUAGUGGUUUCAACCGCUUUCGGAACGAAGAGAACCCAUUGGAUGAUGAGAAGAACAAGCAGCUAGUGGUUUACAUGGAUAUUGUACAAUAUCUUAAGCCCAAAUUCGCAUUGAUGGAAAAUGUAGUUGAUAUUUUAAGAUUUUCAAAAGGCUUUAUGGGAAGGUAUGCUUUGGGCCGUCUUCUUCAAAUGAAUUAUCAAAGUCGCUUGGGAAUUAUGGCUGCUGGAGCUUAUGGGCUUCCUCAAUUUCGCUUGCGUGUCUUCAUUUGGGGGGCGGCACCUACAGAGAAGCUUCCUCAGUUUCCACUUCCAACACAUGAUGUUAUAUUAAGGGGUGUCAUUCCUGUGGAGUUUGAGAUAAACACAGUUGCAUAUAAUGAAGGACACAAUGAACAGUUGCAAAGAAAACUGUUGUUGGAAGAUGCUAUUUCUGACCUUCCUCCGAUUGAUAAUAACGAAAGGCGAGAUGAGAUGCAAUAUGAUAAGUCUCCCCAGACUGAGUUCCAGAAGUUCAUUAGAUUAAGCAAAAAUGAAAUGCUGGGUAUUCCAACUAGAAAAAGUUCAAAUUCUAUGCUUUACGAUCAUCGUUCACUAAAAUUAAAUGCAGAUGAUUAUCAACGCGUGUGUCGGAUUCCUAAAAAGAAGGGUGGAUGCUUCAGAGAUUUACCAGGUGUUCGUGUGCGACCAGAUAAUAAGGUUGAAUGGAAUCCUGAUGUAAAACGAGUCUAUUUGGGUUCAGGAAAACCAUUGGUUCCUGAUUAUGCCAUGUCUUUUGUGGGCGGAACGUCAUCAAAACCUUUUGCUCGGUUAUGGUGGGAUGAAACUGUUCCAACAGUUGUGACUAGAGCAGAACCUCAUAAUCAGGCAAUUCUGCAUCCAGAGCAAGAUAGGGUUUUGUCAAUUCGUGAAAAUGCAAGACUUCAAGGUUUCCCCGACUACUAUAAGCUAUGCGGGCCAGUCAAACAAAGGUACAUUCAAGUUGGGAAUGCAGUUGCAGUUCCGGUGGCUCGAGCUUUAGGGUAUACUUUAGGUCUUGCCUUUCAAGGUGCAGUUGGGGAUGGUCCACUAUAUAAAUUAGCUGAUGGAUUUCCCAUGAAUUUCCCAUCUUCAUCAUCUGAAGAAAAUGUGUAAUGUUACAUUAAUUCUGCAUGUGUUUGGACAAGUACUAUUUCGUUGAUGUUUGACCUAUUUGGUUGUUGUUUGGAAACAUUGUCAGUACUAUAUUCAUUAUUAUAAUUCAUUUUCAUUUUGAAAAUAGAAGUAAGGUUUAUUAUUGGUUAAUGAUUGAUAUACUACUGGAGUGUCUAAGACACUUAAAUAUUAAUGAGA
Lotus japonicus is the source of this 2930-nucleotide messenger RNA. RefSeq names its product DNA (cytosine-5)-methyltransferase CMT3-like. The record is from RefSeq and is a predicted model, not a curated record. The transcript is spliced from 21 exons. Bases 195 to 2732 code for a protein of 845 amino acids. NCBI's taxonomy places the organism in Eukaryota, Viridiplantae, Streptophyta, Magnoliopsida, Fabales, Fabaceae. Gene Ontology annotation, cellular component: nucleus. Gene Ontology annotation, molecular function: methyltransferase activity; chromatin binding.